Molecule: messenger RNA, 968 nt
Organism: Struthio camelus australis
Lineage: Eukaryota; Metazoa; Chordata; Aves; Struthioniformes; Struthionidae
Source: RefSeq, a predicted model, not a curated record
AUGAGGACUCUGACGCAAGAGGAUCCGGGAGACAACCAGAUAACCCUGGAGGAGGUAGUGCAGAUGCUGCUGGAAUCGCUAUCCCGAAGCGCUCCUCCCACGUGGACAGCGGCGGUUGUCUUCCCAAAGGUCAGCAACCUGAUAGCAUCCGAAAUCCUGCGGAACGAGGAGAUCAACGCCCGCGUGAGCGCCAUAGAGAAGUGGGUGGCGGUGGCGGACAUCUGCAGGUGUCUGCACAACUACAACGCGGUGCUGGAGAUCACCUCCUCCCUGAACCGCAGCGCGAUCUUCCGGCUCAAGAAAACGUGGCUCAAGGUCUCCAAGCAGGUAGGGUGGCGUGGACGGACCCUGCGCGGCGGAGGCCAGCCGGCGAGCGGCCUGGAAGGCCGGGUGCAAAGGCUGCGUGCGUGACGCAAGAAACACACCUUGGAAGAACAGUUAGAAAGCGGAAAAAGAUUCGUGUAGGUCUUUUGCGAGAGGGAGACGGUUUGCAGAUCCUCCAGGCCCUGCGUUGCUGUCAGGUUUAUUCGCCCUGAAGGUUGGACGUGCAGUUAGAGAAAUCCUUUCUGAAGAGAGAUUGUUGCCACGCGCAUGCACACUCACAAUAUUCUUUAAACUUAGUUUUGGGGCUACUUGGACCAGCAAAAUUAAUUCAUGUGUCAGUUUAUUUGGCACAGAAAUAGCUCGUAUCUGUGCAGUAGCAGAGCCUAACUGCGAGUGCAGGGGCUGCUGGAACCGCAACGGCUGUGCGGGCUCCUCUCUGAACCUAAAACACAGUUUGUUUGGUGGGUUUGGGGUUGGUUGGUUUGUUUUUCCUUCUCUCUGCAAAGUGAAAAACCUCUAGAUUAAAGCAGGCACUGGGAGAUGGAGAAGGUGGGAGGCAGGGGAAGGAAACGAGUCCAGAGAUGAUCUUUGUUAUGUGUUGGAGGAGGUUAAGUGCUCGCUCAGCUCCUGCGGCCGUCCGGCUC